UUUGCCCAUUUUCCGGCAUCCAAUGGUCGCGAGUUUUCGUCGAAAGGACGAAAUCUCAGAGAAAAAAUUGAACGAAUACGCCCGUCACAUCGAUAACAUUCGACGUUAUUUCGACGUGGAGAUAAGCGACGAAGAGGUUCGACAUUAUUUGCACGUUUUAAUGUUCGACAGAAUGAUAUUUCGAUCGUUGGAGUGUAAAACCAAAGAUUCCGAAACGCUAGACAGUAUAAAAGGUAUAAAAACGAAAGAAGAUUCGAACGAGACGAUGCGAAACGAAGCGUUCGCGCUUUCACCGAAACGUAGCAAGUCUUUGCCGAGCCUAACCUCGAAAUUGACGCCGGAACUCCAUUUUCUCAGCGAUGGUAACAUCGAUUACGGGAAAAUCGUUCCAGAUAUCGUCGAGUGUUCGCCGCUGUUCGACCUGAUAGACCCUCGUGAAUUAUUAGUCCCGGGUUAUUUGGAAGAGAACGUGUUCAAGACAAGAGUAUUGGAUAGAGCUCGUCUCGAAGAUUUCAGCGACGUCGAACUAUUAUCGGAGGCAAUUUUUCUACAGUUUCUUUACGAGUGUCUCCUUGCGUUCGAUCACGUCGGUCUGCGAUACUUCGAACCUACCGACUCUCUGUUGCUGUGUUUCUGUAACAAGUGGAAAAUCAAUGGAGUAAGCACCGAAGAAAGAAUGUCUAGUAUUCGGACGCCGGUCCGACUUCGUGAUUUCUGCAAAUACGUAGUGCCCGAGGAGAAGGAUUGGCUACGCCGGGAGGAGGAGCUGUACAGAUUGCAGACGGCCAAGUCCAUGGAAAGAUUGAUGAGAAAGAGCGCCGAGAUAUACGAGGAGACGAUGCUGUUCCGUGACGAGGACUUCAUUCUCCCUGGGACACUAAAAGCAAAAGAUUCGCAAGCCAGCAGGGAUCUUGAUAGGCAAAAAAGUAGUUUGGAUGUCGAAUCUUCUUUCGUAGAUGUAUCGCCCCUUACUCCCAUAGAAGAAAUGACGAACGCCGGAAAAAAGAGAAAGAAGAGCCCUAAGGAAGGCAAAAAGAGGAACGACAAAUCGUCCAGUCGAAGGAUCAGUUCGAAGAAGUCAAUCGCCGAUGAAAUCUCUCCAUUGAUUACUGGAAAAGUGUCACUGGCUCCACCCGAUACCGAGAGGGAACCAGUUUAUGAUUUCGUAGGUUAUGAUCUUGAGAGACUACGUGUACAAGUGACAAAUCGCAAGAAAACGUUUUACUCGGCCGAUGACACUUUGGUACAAGUGGAAAUAGACGAUUGGCUUUACAAAACCAAGAACUUACGAAUCACGGUUACUCUGCAUGGAUACAGUUUACGAUUGUUUCAUAGAAUCGAUGGUCCUGAAACGAACGAGAUAUUGCACGUAACGAGUAGAAUCGGCAUUAUUCUUGCUUUCCAGAAGAAACUGGCGUCGUCACAUACGUCAAAGAAUCGUUUUCAUACCUGGCAAGACACGAACGUCGAGCAAAGAAUCUCGUGGCCGACGGGAUUACUGAUAGAACCAAUCAUCGGUGACGGUCCGGAUAAUCCAUAUUACAUUAAACAGUCCUACAUACCAAAGGGAUACACUAACCCCGAAGGUGAUCGUGAAAUUUGCAGAAGGUUUCUGAGAAAUGGCACCGUUCUAAAAUAUCUGGACGAUGGCAGAGUAACAGUUCUUCGGCCUAACGGAGUAAUCGUCAAUUGUAUAGCCUUCGAGGAGCUUCGAGUCGAACGACACGAAAAUCACGAUGAGCAGGUUAACGUGCCAAAAAAUGGUUCAGAAUACGAUGCUGGAAAAUCUGUAACUAGCGACAUCAAAGAUAGCGAAUCAAAAUUAUUUCGACUUCGGAAGAACUUAUAUGAAAGUAACUUGCGUCUCCGUAGAAGUUUGAAAAUAUCAAAGGAUGAUAAAUUAGAUCGGGUUAUGUACAAAUGGAUUUUACAAAAACGAAGCACUGGUAUAGCAUCUUCGGGUCCAUUAAUUCAAGAGGAAGCUUUUGAAUUGAAUACGAAGUUAGGCAAUAAUAGAAGUUUUAAAGCACCUACUGGUUGGCUAAAACAAUUUGAAUUAAGAUAUGGAACACGUAAACUCGACCUUGCGGAAGGAAAAUUAUCCGCUGACAGUUCCACGGCUAAAGAAUUUCUUCAAGUUUUUAAUAAUUCUCGCGCAAGAAAAGGAUUAAGAUUAAGAUCAUACGGAUUCAAAGAUUGUAAUAACGACGAUAUACAGAAGUGGUUAAAUAUAGAUAAAAAUAAUCCAGGAUAUAAAAGUACGACUCACGACGAUAUUAUUUUAUCCAGUAAUGUUUAUAUAAAAGAAGGAUUACCGUUGACUGUUAUCUGUUUUAACGCGUAUUCUGAAUAUUGUUUUAAGCUUUGUGAAUUGAGACGAGCCUUGAAAAUGUAUCCGUAUUCCACUUUUAAAGGCGACAGACCGAAAGAGCCGAAGGUUCUAUCUAAAGUCAAGAGAAAGCCAAUGACUGGCUUCAAGUCUGCGUUGCUCGAAGCGGACGAGGUAGAUUCUGUGUCUGCACAGCAGAAUUUAACGAUGGAUCGUGACGACGUUCUGUCAACGAUGGACAACACGGUCAAAGUGUCACGGUACAUAGUGUUGAAUGACGACGGUGGGCUGUACGAGGUGCUAGACGACUUGAUCGUAAGUGAACAGCAUCGAUUACUCGUGAGAAUGGCGUCAGACUACGAGGUCGACGAGAAAUUCACGCGUCGCGCCGACGGUACCAACAUGUUGCUGAAUUCCGAUGGGGAAUUGAUCGUCAGAUACCCAGACGGUACGCGUAUCACGAUUGGCUACACUAUAGAAAAGGAGCCAGUGAUGUGUGACUGGACCGAGGAAGAAAUUCUACUAUACUUCGUUUCUGAUGGAAUAAAGGAAGACGAGCAGCAGCACUGCAUCGAUCCGUCGUUAUCGAAUCUGAAAUACGUCGAUGAAACUUCUUCGCCGAAAGUGAACGCGGAUUACGAGGAGAAAAUAAACGAGCUAUUGAUCAGGGACAGUUUCGUCUCCGUCCUGUUGACGUGUCGCAUGGAACACAAGAACUAUGCCACCGUGUUCUACGAUCAGUCAGCAGUUAACUGCACUUUAUCGAUGCCGGACGAUCUUCGAGUCAGCAUAUCGAGAAGAGGUCAUUACGAAGUUUCGAUGGCGGACGGAGUUAAUCUAAAGAUCAACGAAGACGAUCUGUCGUUCAAAGGCAAUACGUGCACCAAUUGCGGCAACCAAUCUACUUCCACGUACAAUUUCUUCCCUUCCGAGUCAUCGGCCGUCAUAUUCACCACCACUGACGUCUUUGGCAACGUAUUCGAAGUAACAAGCGAUGGCAAAACGCGUUACAAACCGAACGCCGAAACGCUAAAACGUGAGAAAGCGGACGCCAACACCGUCGACUCGAAGGAAAAAGAAUAUUACGACGAAAAGUUCGAAGAAGACCUUGAACCUUCCUGCAGUCAUGAAACGCUCUGUUUCAAGAGCAACAGAACUAAUUGUAGAAUAUUUGCCAUAAAUCGAGAUCUCACGGCUUACGAGUACGUUCAUAGAUUUACCAGGAAUCAAACGGAGCUGACAGCGAUCUUCGAUAAGGAAACGAGCAUCAUUUUAUAUCCGAGCCCCAAUCGACCGACACUUCAUCGCCUCAUCGCGUGUGAACCUGUGGCAACUGAAUCUCGACUGAAAAACGCACUAUCGUUCCCGGAUUAUCAGCUGAAGCCAACGAAUUUCGAUAGGAGGGACAUAUUGCGCAGUACUUAUUCGAUUCCGUACGAUUGGCUAUUCCCAUUUGGAAGGAACGCUAAUGGUAUUUGGAAAAAUACCCAUGACCUGCCAUUAAUGGGCGACGUCGAAGCUUUGCCCGAAUUAUUGAGUAUUCGUAUUCUGCGUGGAUUCAAGGAACCAGGUGGAAAUGCAGUGAUCGAUCUCCAAAGAGCACUCGGGCGCUAUUGGAUGUCCUUGGUUCGUGGCAUUUUCCAACCACGUUCCCCGAUGAAUCAAGAGAAGGACCUCGUGCAAGAAAAGUUGGACACAGUGUACGAUUAUUUGGAGGACAGCCUGCACGUUCUAUCGUUGGGUAUCAAAAAAACGAUCGACGUGGAAACGUACAAGAUCGGCCUGCAAAGGCAAUGGAGGAUAGAAAAAGCAGAGACCCGACGAAAAUCGAUGAUAUUCGACGAAUUACUCGGACACAAAGCUCUGGAGAAGGAAGAACUCGAAUGGUACAAACGUUGCAUGAAGGAAAAAUUCAUUCUACCAUAUUUCCAGAAUAUUACUGGCACGUGUUUCCUUUGGGUGAUAAAUUGUAUAGAUAAUGCGUUAAAUAUAUCGGUUGGAGGAUCUUUCGACGAAAUCAGCGAAUGUUAA
This is a messenger RNA of Bombus impatiens (common eastern bumble bee), 4360 nucleotides long. RefSeq lists its product as uncharacterized. Lineage: Eukaryota; Metazoa; Arthropoda; Insecta; Hymenoptera; Apidae. The transcript has 11 exons. Gene Ontology annotation, biological process: axonemal central apparatus assembly; epithelial cilium movement involved in extracellular fluid movement. Bases 23 to 4360 code for a protein of 1445 amino acids. Gene Ontology annotation, cellular component: axonemal central apparatus. The record is from RefSeq and is a predicted model, not a curated record.